CUUGUACCUUUCGCAGCUGACUUCAAAGUAUUUGGACCUGACCAGCCUGUCAUCGCCAUUGUGGGUGAGGACAUUGUGUUACCCUGUCACCUGUCCCCCAGGAUGAGUGCUGAGAACAUGGAGGUGACGUGGUUCCGGUCCCAGCGCUCCCUAUUUGUGCAUCGCUAUUGUGAUGGGAAGGACCAGUACGGGAAGCAAAUGCCAGACUACCAGGGGAGGACAGAGCUUUUGAAGGAUGGUCUCCCCAAUGGGAGUAUUGCCUUGAGAAUUUUCAAUAUCAGACCUUUUGACGAAGGACAGUACAGCUGUUUUGUUCAAGACACUAUUGUUUAUGAAGAAGCACUGCUGGAACUAAAGGUAGCAGCUUCAGGCUCUGCUCCUCACAUUUCUAUUGAGCAUGAUGAAGGUGGAAUCCGGUUGGUGUGUCGAUCAUCUGGCUGGUACCCAGAGCCUGCGGUGCUGUGGAUAGAUCCCCGUGGACAGCAUGUACUAUCACUCUCAGAAACAAAUUUCCAAAAAGUCAAUGAGCUGUUUGAAAUAGAAAAUUCCAUCAUUAUUACAGAGAAUUCACAUCAGAACUUGUCCUGUGUAGUCAGAAACAUCUAUACCAAACAUAAAGAGAAAUCAACAUUGUUCUAUAUAUCAGAUGCCUUUUUCCCAAGGAUGAAUCCCUGGAUGGUGGCUUUGUGGGUGAUCCUGGUGACUUUGUUUGGUUUUAUUGGCCUCACUAUUUAUCUCUUUAAAAUAAAAGGAAAACUUAGUGCUGAACUUGAUUGGAGAAAACUUGCUGCCCCUUUGGAAAAAGGUAAUCGAAUAUCAUACUGUAUCAAUGCCCAUUCCCUCCUACCAGAAAAUGUUGCUCCUUCUCCCUGA
Pelodiscus sinensis (Chinese soft-shelled turtle) is the source of this 873-nucleotide messenger RNA. The record is from RefSeq and is a predicted model, not a curated record. NCBI's taxonomy places the organism in Eukaryota, Metazoa, Chordata, Testudines, Trionychidae.